This is a messenger RNA of Penicillium antarcticum, 507 nucleotides long. Its product is annotated as CybS family protein. Gene Ontology annotation, biological process: tricarboxylic acid cycle; mitochondrial electron transport, succinate to ubiquinone. The coding region runs from base 1 to 507 and encodes 168 amino acids. Gene Ontology annotation, molecular function: ubiquinone binding; heme binding. The transcript has 5 exons. The record is from RefSeq and is a predicted model, not a curated record. NCBI's taxonomy places the organism in Eukaryota, Fungi, Ascomycota, Eurotiomycetes, Eurotiales, Aspergillaceae. Gene Ontology annotation, cellular component: mitochondrial envelope; membrane.
AUGGCUUCUUUUGCGCGCUCGUCCUUGCUGAGGCAGACUCUCGCUCCCCGGCCCUUCCUCCAGAAGAAUGUCGGUGUGUCGCAGGUUGUGGCUUUCCACGCCUCGGCUAAGAAGCAGAUCCUGCCCCCAUUGCCUCAGUCCGUUGAGGGAACCCUGAACGACCCUGCUCCCAUCCCCGAGACUCACCCCUCCGAGGGCAGCUACCACUGGACUUUCGAGAGAGCCGUCUGUGUCGGCCUCGUCCCUCUCACCAUCGCUCCCUUCGCCGCCGGCUCUCUUCACCCUGUCAUGGACGCCAUCCUGUGCUCUCUGAUCGUCGCCCACUCCCACAUCGGAUUCCAGGCCGCCAUUGUUGACUACUUCCCUCCCAAGCGUGUCCCCAAGUUCCGCUCCCUCUGCAACUGGCUCCUGCGCGCCUUCACCCUCACCACCGCCGUUGGUCUGUACGAGUUCGAGACAAACGACGUCGGUGUCACCGAGGCUCUGCGCCGCAUCUGGACUGCAUAG